Messenger RNA from Penaeus vannamei (Pacific white shrimp), 685 nucleotides. NCBI's taxonomy places the organism in Eukaryota, Metazoa, Arthropoda, Malacostraca, Decapoda, Penaeidae. The record is from RefSeq and is a predicted model, not a curated record.
UAGGUUCCCCUCGCCUCCCCUCGCUCGCCGUCUUCAGUCUCUGCCAAGCGGUCGGGUGAGGAGCAGCUCCCAGUGCCACGAAGGUCUUCGGGUUGUGCUUCCAGGACAUCGCUCUCCCUUCCACAACGCAAGUUCGACAGACCGCCCCCAAGGACAGCCUUCGCACCGCCUCGUCCCUUCCCGGAAGACACCAAGGAUGCGUCUCGCCAACGUGCUGUGCGCGUGCGCCCUCACGCUGACCGCGCUGCUGGCGCUCGCGGAGGGGCUGAAGGACCCCGAGAGGCCCGUGGCGGUGCACAACGAGGUGGCGUCCGUGCCGCCCACGAACGGACGCCACGGCGGGAAGCGCUACGGCAGCUCCAUCCGCAACGACGUGCGGCGCUACGGCGCGGCGCCCUCGCACAACAUGGGCAUCAGCGAAGGGCAUCGCAUCAUCACGCGCGCCCUCUGGAGGAUUUUCGACGCCCUCAUGCAGAAGAAGGACCACUCGCAGCUGUACGGGCGCAUGACCUUCGUGGAGGAGGCGCUCAAGAAGAUGAUCUCCGUGGACACGCAGCUCGAGGACGAGAUCGACAAACUCAAGGUAAGGCUGGCGGUGGGGUCCUCGCCCGCGGGAGAGGGUUGCCUGGCCGUUUGGCUCGUGCUAAUCAUUCCCUUUGGGUUAUCUUCCUCUCCUUCAGACUAG